GCACCCUUGGUCUCCUGAGUUUGUGUUGUGUAACGCUAAAGGGAAACUGGAAUCGGCUGCGGUUACUGUACAUCACCAUUUUACAAAAUGGCAAUGAAAUUGGUAUACUGGGAUAUACGAGGGCUUGCUCAACCUAUCCGUCUGCUGUUGGAAUACACCGGUACCAAAUAUGAGGAAAAGUUGUAUUCAUGUGGUGAAGCUCCCAACUAUGACAGAAGCUGUUGGUUAAAUGAUAAAAGUAAACUCAAGAUGGACUUUCCAAAUUUGCCCUACCUAGAGGAUGGAGACAGAAAGAUAGUGCAGAGCAAUGCCAUAAUGAGAUACAUCGCUCGCAAACACAACCUCUGUGGGGAAACUGAAGAAGAACAGAUAAGAGUUGACAUUUUGGAAAAUCAGGCGAUGGACUUCCGCAAUGGAUUUGUCCAGCUCUGCUACUUUGACUUUGACAAAAACAAAUCCAGUUACUGUGAGAAACUGCCAGGAACUCUAAAGCAGUUCUCUGACUUCCUUGGUGACAGGAAGUGGUUUGCUGGGGACAAGAUCACAUUUGUGGAUUUCAUCAUGUAUGAGUUGUUGGAUCAGCAUCGCAUGUUCGAGCCAGCAUGCCUGGAUGACUUCAAAAAUCUUAGAUGUUUCCUGGAUCACUUUGAGAAUCUUGAGAAGAUUGCAGAAUACAUGAAGUCAAACAGGUUCAUGAAAACACCUGUGAACAGCAAGAUGGCCAAAUGGGGAAACAAGAAAGAGUGAAACCAACAAGAUCAGGGGUCCGUUCUUCAUACAUGGAUCAUUCAGUUGGCUGGAUUUGAUUGUUGAUGAUUUUACACAAUAUGGGAUAGUUUCUUUAUUCAAAACUCAUCCAGGAGUUGUUGGCAUAGCAGCAGUUCUGAUAGACCUGAUCCAAAUAAUUUAAAAUAAUUAUGUCUUAUCCACUGUAUUAAGAAACUAUUUUUUUGGCUCCAUAUGUAAAACUUAAUUUCUAAAAUCUUGACACAUGGCUGCUGUGCUGCCAGCCAAUAACUUCAUUGCUGGUCAUGUUUUUGAGGAUUAAUGAAUCAGUUCUUCACAACAAACAUGAACACUUGCAGCAAUCUCAGAUUAAUUCAUCCUAAUAUUGUAACCUUAUCGACAAACUUGUUUAAAUAACCAAAUUAUCCCGAAAUCAGUUAUCAAGAUUAAAAGGGCCAGAAUCUGCCAAAUCUUCUCAGUUUAAGCGAGGUAUGAACGGACCCCUAGACCACUGUUUUAAAGCAUUCCAAUAGACAAGCAGUUUGUUAAAUGGACAUCCCAGUGAUAGUUGACAUUAGUGUAGAUCAGAAAAGCAUAAUGCAACAGUCUGAAUUCUCAGUGGUCGUCUAUAGAAAUAAUGACAUUGAAAAGCACUUCUGUUUAGGUUGUCUGUGUUCAGGUGAGUGUUGCACUGUGAUUUUUCAAAUUGAUUCCAUGAAAAGAAAAGAAGCAUUUUAUUGUUAGACUUCGAUUUAGAUUGUUGAUUUACAUUUUCUGAAUUGUUAACAAAGCAUUAAAUGCAGUACCUUAUUUUGACUAAAUAAAGAGCACAGAUUUGUUCCAUGCA
Messenger RNA from Danio rerio (zebrafish), 1573 nucleotides. The record is from RefSeq and is a predicted model, not a curated record. NCBI's taxonomy places the organism in Eukaryota, Metazoa, Chordata, Actinopteri, Cypriniformes, Danionidae.